GUUUCUGCCUGGAAACGUUGAGGAGAAAACAUUUGAGAGAUAAAAUGUUUUGAAGUUGACUAACUUUAUUGAAAGGGGAACCGCAAUUCAGUGUACAGUGUUAGCUUGUAAAGUGCCUAGGACACGUUCAGGUCUCGGAUGUGGACUAAAUUCCUCCGUCAUCUUGUGGUUGGCAGGACAGUGUUGUACAGAAGGAGCCUCUUCACCAUGCAGCUGAAAACCAGUGAGUUUCAGUGUCUGUUCACUGAAGGACUGAAUGGCCUCGCAGAAAUAUUUCAAAAGAAUAACUAUGAGCUCCGAAUUGCUGGAGGCGCAGUACGGGACCUGUUGUCUGGGAGACGGCCUGAUGAUGUGGACUUUGCGACCACAGCUACUCCAGAUGAGAUGAAAUGUAUGUUUCAGGCAGCGGGCAUUCGAUUGAUCAACAACAAAGGAGAGAAGCACGGUACCAUCACCGCUAGGAUACACAAUGAAAACUUUGAGGUGACUACACUGCGUGUGGAUGUUCAGACAGAUGGGCGACAUGCAGAGGUUGAAUUCACCACCGAUUGGCAACAGGAUGCAGAGCGCAGAGACCUCACUAUCAACUCCAUGUUUUUAGGUCUUGAUGGCACAUUGUAUGAUUAUUUCAAAGGAUAUGAAGACCUACAGAACCAUAAAGUUCGAUUUGUGGGCAGUGCUGAGCUGCGAAUCCAAGAGGAUUAUUUGAGAAUAUUGCGCUAUUUUAGGUUCUAUGGCAGAGUGGCUUUGAAACCAGACGACCAUGAGCCACAGACACUUGCUGCUAUUAAAGAAAAUGGCCAUGGCCUGGCGGGGAUCGCAGGGGAACGCAUCUGGGUAGAACUGAAGAAGCUGGUUGUUGGCAGCCACGCAGGCCGUCUGCUGGAGCUUAUCUACAAACUGGGGUUGGCGCAGUAUAUUGGUUUACCAACAGAUGGCAACCUUGAGGAGAUGCGGCGAGUGUGGGAGAACUCUAAACACCUCUCCCCUAAACCAAUGACGGUCCUGGCUGCUCUCUUCCACAGCUCAGAGGAGGUGGACAAAAUGGACCUUCGGUUGAAGGUGUCCAGAGAGGAGAAGACUUUGGUUCUUUUCCUGGUCAAGUACAGACAUGAGCUCCAGAAGGACAGCGAGCAACCCCACAGCAUCAAGCCUUUCACUGACUUUAUCAUUGACAGUCGAGAGCUGGACACCCAGGGGAAAGUGUGUGAGCUGCUCAAGUAUCAGGGCGAGGAGAGGCUGCUGAACGAGCUGUGCCAGUGGUCCAUCCCUCGAUUUCCCAUCAGCGGCCACGACCUGCGGAGAAUGGGUGUCACAUCGGGGAAGGACAUUGGCGCUACUUUACAAAAGCUCCGGGACAUCUGGAAGAAAAGUCACUACCAAAUGGACAAAGAGGAACUGCUCAGCUACAUUAAAUCUUAGCUAAAUGGAAGCAUAAGUAAGAGCCGCUUUGGCUUUAUUCUGCACUGGUGAAUUGAUCAUGUAAUUAUGGCACUUGCAUGGAUCAAUAGACUUGUUACAGAAAGACUGAAUGUACCCUGCGUCACCAUUCAUGGACAGGAUCAGACAAUCUUAGAACCAAGAGCAGAAGAGAUCUGCAAUAUUUCAGCUUAAGUGUGUGAUAUCGGAAAAUAUUAUAGAACAUGGGAAUAUUGGUAAGAAAAAGUGCUUUUAUUUUCAACUUAAGUAAUUUUAUGUUUAUUUCCCAUUAAAAGGC
Periophthalmus magnuspinnatus is the source of this 1717-nucleotide messenger RNA. It is a transcript of the gene trnt1, whose product is annotated as tRNA nucleotidyl transferase, CCA-adding, 1. Gene Ontology annotation, biological process: RNA processing. Gene Ontology annotation, molecular function: nucleotidyltransferase activity; RNA binding. The coding region runs from base 139 to 1422 and encodes 427 amino acids. The transcript is spliced from 8 exons. The record is from RefSeq and is a predicted model, not a curated record. Lineage: Eukaryota; Metazoa; Chordata; Actinopteri; Gobiiformes; Gobiidae.